AUGUUUGUUUGGUUUUGUUUUCUCUCUCUCUCCCAUCGCCAGGUUGUGACUCGACUUAUUCACUUGCUGGGAGAGAAGAUCCUUGGCAGUUUGCAGCAGGGAGGUCACCCUCUUGGAUUACACAGCUCCAGCAGCAAGUGGGAUGCUGGGAAUCCUGCCAGCAACCUGUCCACGGUGGCGAUCAUGCCGGUGUCCGAGGAGGUGCCACUGACGGCCUUCACCCUGGAGCUCAAACACGCCCUCAGUGCUGUGGGUCCUGCCCUGCUGCUCACCAGUGACAACAUCAAACAGAGACUGGGUUCUGCUGCGCUCGACAGUCUCCAUGAGUACAGGCUGACCAGCUGGCUGGGCCAGCAGGAGGACAUCCACCGCAUCGUGCUGUACCAGGCUGACAGCUCCCUGACCCCCUGGACCCAGCGCUGCAUCCGCCAGGCCGACUGCAUCCUCAUCGUGGGGCUGGGGGACCAGGAGCCCACCGUGGGAGAGUUGGAGAGGAUGCUGGAGAACACUGCAGUGAGAGCCCAGAAGCAGCUCAUCCUGCUCCAUAAGGAGGAUGGGCCCCUCCCUUCCCGAACUGUGGAAUGGCUCAACAUGCGGAGCUGGUGUUCUGCUCACCUCCACCUCCACUGCCCACGCAGAGUCUUCUCCAAAAGGAGUCUGCCCAAGCUGAUAGAGAUGUAUGAGCGGGUGUUCCAGAAGCCACCGGACCGUCACUCCGACUUCUCCCGCCUGGCCCGUGUCCUGACCGGGAACGCCAUCGCGCUGGUGCUUGGGGGUGGAGGGGCCAGGGGCUGCUCCCAGGUGGGUGUUAUCAGGGCGCUGAUCGAGGCUGGAAUCCCCGUGGACAUGAUCGGAGGGACGUCCAUCGGCGCCUUCAUGAGCGCCCUGUACGCCGAGGAGCGCAGCUACAACCAGAUGAGGAUCAAAGCCCGCCAGUGGGCCAUGGUUAUGAACUCGGUGUUUAAGACUAUUUUAGACCUGACCUAUCCAAUAACCUCUAUGUUUUCUGGAGCAGCUUUUAACAACAGCAUCAACAACAUCUUCAAAGAUAAGCAGAUAGAGGAUCUGUGGAUUCCUUACUUCACCAUCACCACUGACAUCACUGCCUCAGCCAUGAGGGUCCACAGGGAUGGCUCCCUGUGGAGAUAUGUCCGUGCCAGCAUGUCCCUCUCGGGGUACAUGCCCCCCCUCUGUGACCCCAAGGAUGGCCAUCUCCUCAUGGAUGGAGGCUACAUCAACAACCUGCCAGCUGACGUCGCCAGGUCCAUGGGAGCCAAGGUGGUGAUCGCCAUCGACGUGGGCAGCCGCGACGAGACCGACCUGACCAACUACGGCGACUGCCUGUCCGGGUGGUGGCUGCUCUGGAAGAGGUGGAACCCACUGGCUGAGAAAGUCAAGGUGCUGAACAUGGCCGAGAUCCAGACGCGCCUGGCGUACGUGUGCUGCGUCAGGCAGCUGGAGAUGGUGAAGAACAGCGACUACUGCGAGUACAUCCGGCCCCCCAUCGACCGCUACGGCACCCUGGACUUCGGCAAGUUCGACGAGAUCUGUGAAGUGGGAUAUCAGCACGGGAAAACCGUGUUUAAUGUCUGGUGCAGGAGUGGAGUCCUUGACAAGAUGCUAAAGGACAGACAAGAGAUCUGCAAGUCCAAAACUGAUAACGUGACCUGUCCCACCACCUCCUUCACGGACCUGGCAGAGAUCGUGUCCCGCAUCGAGCCCGUGAAAGCCCCUGUGGCAGACGAUGAGUCAGACUACCAGACCGAGUACGAGGAAGAAAUCCUGGACAACCAGAAGGAUGAUUAUCUGGAUUUCAUAAGCAACCAGGCUGAAGAAGACUCUGACUCGGAUGAGGACAUGCAGCUGAGGAAGCGCAGGACUGUGCCCAGCACGGAGGGCCAGGCGAGCAGCACGGGAGAGCCGGGAUAGAGCUCGGGACAGUCCGACUUCGCCGGCUCAGAGCUACACCCCCCCCUCCUGACAGCAGCUGUAUUUAUUUAUUUAAUACUUCACAAAACCAAACCAAGGCCUACAUGGAACGAAGCAAGAGCUCAGCCUUCCCCAGCCAGGGCCGGGCUGGCAGCUGCCAGCACAAAGCACAGCCCGUGCCGUGCCCGGAUCCCUCUGGAGCUCCGGGAGGGGCGGCUGCCCUGGGCAUCUCCUUCCUGCAGGUGCCAGGAGCGGGUUUAUUGACCCCUGAGGCUGGUGGGGGGCGAAGGGGCAGCUCAAAAAGCUGCCUUGAUUUUUUUGCUGCUGUGUUUUAGUCGCUGUUUUGACUGUGGAGGCCCCGGGAAGGCCGGGGUGUUCCCCCCUCGGGGUGCUGAGAGGGCCCCGGGGCAGCAGCACUGGAGACAGGGAGGGGUUCGUGGGUCGCAGCGUUGCUUUCUUUUCAAAUCAGGUAACUCUGUAAUUAACUCCUCAGUGACUUGCAGCCACGUUCUUGUGAGCAGUGCUCUGACAGGAGCAAAUCUGAAUGUAUUUCACUUGAAAUCUAAACCUAAGAAAUGAUUGUGAGGGGUGGCCGUGGAGCUGCAUCCUCGAGUCACCAGCAGAACAUUUCCUGACGGAUCAUGGAGCUGACACUUGCCGGGCAACUCUGGAAUCACCACUUGGCUGUAUUUGCCCUGUGAAAUAAAGUUAUUUUGCUGGAUUGA
Molecule: messenger RNA, 2654 nt
Organism: Empidonax traillii (willow flycatcher)
Lineage: Eukaryota; Metazoa; Chordata; Aves; Passeriformes; Tyrannidae
Product: patatin-like phospholipase domain-containing protein 7
Exons: 16
Coding region: 1-1929 (642 amino acids)
Biological process (GO): lipid metabolic process
Cellular component (GO): endoplasmic reticulum
Molecular function (GO): phosphatidylcholine lysophospholipase A1 activity
Source: RefSeq, a predicted model, not a curated record